Messenger RNA from Dreissena polymorpha, 356 nucleotides. RefSeq lists its product as uncharacterized. The transcript is spliced from 3 exons. Bases 12 to 356 code for a protein of 114 amino acids. The record is from RefSeq and is a predicted model, not a curated record. NCBI's taxonomy places the organism in Eukaryota, Metazoa, Mollusca, Bivalvia, Myida, Dreissenidae.
AACUUGUCACAAUGGAUGCGGUAACGCUUAAUGAGGAGAAAAGAGAAAAAAGGAAAUUGAAUUGGACAAAAAUAGAAACGGAGGUGUUAGCAGCUGCUUACAUCGAGCAGCAUGCGUUGAUAAACGGCAAUUUUUCAUCGACGUUGUCUGGAAAAGAUAAGGAUCUUGCGUGGGAAAAAAAUUGCAGAACAAAUAAACGCACUGGGAGCAGAAGAAAGAACAGUGGAAGAGAUCCGGAAAAAGAUUUCCGACACGAAAACAAAACUGAGAAAGAAAGAAAGACAACGGCGCCUAUCAAUGAAACAAACUGGAGGGGGGCCAGCAAUUACACUGGAGCAGUGGGAGGAGAAAUUUAA